Schizosaccharomyces octosporus yFS286 is the source of this 1391-nucleotide messenger RNA. Its product is annotated as cell surface glycoprotein. The coding region runs from base 64 to 975 and encodes 303 amino acids. The record is from RefSeq and is a predicted model, not a curated record. The transcript has a single exon. NCBI's taxonomy places the organism in Eukaryota, Fungi, Ascomycota, Schizosaccharomycetes, Schizosaccharomycetales, Schizosaccharomycetaceae.
AACAAUUCGAAGAGUGAAGUGGUCUUUGCACUGAUCAAAUUUGACAUGUUGUUAUGGUAGAUAAUGAAUGAAGAUUCACAUAUGCGAGGAGACAGUACGCCUGUUAACGAUGAAGGCGUAUAUAGGAAUGUAUACAAUAUUCCUCCUCCUAGACAGGAAAAUACUGUUGAAUUGAGUCGCUAUUUGAAUGACUUUAAAAUUGCGCUCAAUAAAAAGAAUUAUAUCAGAAGGAAGCAUUAUUUGGAACAAGAUCUUGAACGAAAUAUUUUGAAGGCCCGCGAAAUGAAUUCUGUAAACGAGAGAGAAUAUCAGAAUGUUGAUGCUGACCUUCAAAGUGACUUGCGUGAUCUUGAGAAUUUGCAUAUCAUUGAAAGCCGCUUGGAUCACUGUAGAAAUGCAGAGCAAUCAAAUGAUAGUCAACCUCCACAAUGGUUUGUCAGUUUUUUAAGUGAUCCUAAUAAUAUAUUUUACUCUUUAAAUCGAUCUAUGGAGCAAAGAAUGUUGACUAUGGAGCAGAGAUUGAUGACGAUGGAGCAGAGAUUGAUGACGAUGGAGCAGCGACAGAAUGUUCGAUUUGAUGGAAUUGACCGACGUUUGGACGGAAUUGACCGACGUUUGGAUGGAGUUGAUCGACGUUUGGAUGGAGUUGAUCGACGUUUGGAUGGGGUAGAGGUGAAGUUGAACAAACAGGAGUAUCAAAAUCGCAGGCUGUAUAAUAUACAAAUGAGAUCACAGGGAAGACUUGUCGAUGUCGUUCCGUUUUUGAAUGGCGAAGAACCUGAUCCGGAUUUGCCAAGGAUUUGUUCAGUUGAAGAUAUAAACGGCUUAACAAGAGCUCAAUGUACUCGCUAUCUCGAAGGUUAUGGGAUCCGAUACGGACCUAAUGAAACGAUAAAAUUAAAGGAGCGCCUUCGUGAUGCCGUUGGUUUAGAGUCAUUAGGGGAUAACCAGUUUCGUUUUACUGGUAUAGUUUAAACAAUUUUUUCUGGAGCAUUUAAUUGCGAAGCAAAUUUUAAAGAACUAUUGUGCGUAUUGAGACUUUCUUUUGUUAAUAACAUGAACUUAUGCAUUCGCAUAAUUAAUCUGUGACACAUUUCGGUGUCCUUCUCAACUUGACGCUGUGUGCCAUGAGAGUGUUCGAACAACUUCUAAUAUCUAUACAGCAUUCGACAUAGUAAUACUAUCAACAAUUCUAUUGUAGAUGUUUUUAUUUCCGAGAAUAUAUCUGACUUUGGAAAUAAUUAUCGAAUUCAAAACAGAAACGCAGUAAGUGUUAAUAGAGCUGGACCUUUUUGUCAUAUAAUCAUGUCCAGAAAGCUACGUAGAUUUAUUAGGGUAGAAAGAGGAUUUUUUUUAUAUAAUCCGAUUUCUCCAUUUGAAGACUGUAACGG